AUGAAGCUGAAGCUGCUGAUCUGGUAUCAGAGACUGGGCCACCCAUAUAAGGAGGCACAAGGACUGCUUACUGGUGAAAAUAAUGAGUCCUUCAAGUUUGAUGACAGUUUGCAGAACCAGGAACAGAAACCAGUUCUUCUGACCCCAGAUUCAACUUCUCUUCCUGACAGGCAAAAUAAGUACUUCCAAGGGACCGAAGGAACAAGAAAAGCCUCUUAUGUUGAGCAAUCAGGAAGAUCAGGGAGGCUAAGUCAACAGACUCCAGGACAGAAAGGGUACCAAAACCAGGGACAGGGAUUCCAGUCUAGGGACUCACAGGAGAACAUCCACCAGGUAUGGGAGCCUCAAGAGGAUAGCCAACACCACCAACACAAACUCUUAGCACACAUCCAACAAGAAAGACCACUUUGUCACAAAGGGAGAGACUGGCAAUCAUGCAGUAAUGAGCAGGGCCACAGACAGGCCAAGACCAGGCAGAGUCAUGGUGAGGGGCAGAGCCACUGGGCAGAGGAAAAGCAGGGCCAUCAAAGUUGGGAUAGACACAGUCAUGAGGGUCAGGAAGGUCCAUGUGGGACACAGGACAGGCAAACCCCUGAAGAUGAGCAGAACCAUCAGAGACAAGACAGACAAACCCAUGAAGAUGAGCAGAACCACCAGAGACAAGACAGGCAAACCCAUGAAGAUGAGCAGAACCGUCAGAGACGAGACAGGCAAACCUAUGAAGAUGAGCAGAACCACCAGAGACGAGACAGGCAAACCCAUGAAGAUGAGCAGAACUGUCAGAGACGAGACAGGCAAACCCAUGAAGAUGGGCAGAACAGUCAAAGACGAGAUGGGCAAACCCAUGAAGAGGAUCAAAACCAUAAGCAACAACAUAAUAGACAAAACUAUGAGGAGAAAGAGAGAUAUCAAGGAUCUCAGAAUCAAAAAUCCCAAGUGACCCAGAGAAGCUGUCCUAACAGAGAAAAAUUCCACAUGAAUGAGGAUGACCAGAGCCAAGGUUCACCUGUAUUUGUCAAAAUGGCUCAACUCCUGAGUAGCAUACUCAGUGUGAUCGAGGUGUUUCACAAAUAUGCCAAAGAGAAUGGGGACUGUGCCUUACUAUGCAAGGAAGAGUUGAAACAACUGCUCUUGGCUGAGUUUGGAGACAUCCUCCAGAGACCAAAUGACCCAGAGACUGUGGAAACCAUCUUGAACCUCUUAGAUCAAGACCGAGAUGGACAUGUUGAUUUUCAUGAGUACCUCUUGUUGGUGUUCCAGUUGGUCCAAGCCUGCUAUCGUAAGCUAGACAAUAAGUCAUAUGGAGGCAGGACCUCACAGCAAGAAAGGGAGCAGGAAGGAGCACAAGACCGUAGAACAGUAGAACACUUCUACCUAAAGUUCAGAAACAGAAAAGAUAUUCUGAAGAUUUAUAUUACAUCCAAGGAUAGGAACCGUAGGUUUGGUGAGCUUUGGAUCCUGUGGAUAAAACAUCAGGAAUUUCAAGCCUCAUAG
This is a messenger RNA of Mandrillus leucophaeus (drill), 1494 nucleotides long. It is a transcript of the gene RPTN, whose product is annotated as repetin. The transcript is spliced from 6 exons. The record is from RefSeq and is a predicted model, not a curated record. Gene Ontology annotation, molecular function: calcium ion binding; transition metal ion binding. Bases 1 to 1494 code for a protein of 497 amino acids. Gene Ontology annotation, cellular component: cornified envelope. NCBI's taxonomy places the organism in Eukaryota, Metazoa, Chordata, Mammalia, Primates, Cercopithecidae.